UGAGACGACGCCCGCCGCCAUUGCAUUCAAGCAGUGAACGUAUCGUUGUGAGCAGCGUUUGUGUUUUCUAGUAUAGUUUUGUAAUAUUUUAUAUAAAUAAAAAUGAGGGAAAUCGUACACAUCCAAGCCGGCCAAUGCGGUAACCAGAUUGGAGCGAAGUUCUGGGAAAUUAUCUCCGACGAACACGGCAUCGACCCCACCGGAGCUUACCACGGAGACUCGGAUCUCCAGCUGGAGAGGAUAAACGUAUAUUACAAUGAAGCUUCGGGAGGCAAAUACGUACCGCGUGCCAUCCUGGUCGAUUUGGAACCCGGCACCAUGGACUCCGUCCGAUCGGGUCCGUUCGGACAGAUUUUCAGGCCAGACAAUUUCGUAUUCGGACAGUCCGGAGCCGGCAACAACUGGGCCAAGGGACACUACACCGAAGGCGCGGAACUAGUCGACUCAGUUCUAGACGUAGUGAGAAAAGAGGCGGAAUCUUGCGACUGUUUGCAAGGUUUCCAAUUGACCCAUUCGCUUGGCGGCGGCACCGGAUCUGGCAUGGGCACACUCCUCAUCUCUAAAAUCCGGGAGGAGUAUCCCGACAGGAUAAUGAACACCUAUUCCGUGGUCCCCUCACCCAAAGUAUCGGACACCGUCGUCGAACCGUACAACGCCACCCUAUCGGUCCAUCAACUAGUGGAAAACACGGACGAAACCUACUGUAUCGAUAACGAAGCUCUCUACGACAUUUGCUUUAGGACCCUCAAACUGACCACCCCCACUUACGGAGACUUGAACCAUCUAGUAUCGCUGACGAUGUCUGGGGUCACGACGUGUUUGAGAUUCCCUGGUCAGCUGAAUGCCGAUUUGAGGAAACUGGCUGUUAACAUGGUACCCUUCCCACGUCUUCACUUCUUCAUGCCCGGUUUCGCGCCUCUCACGUCCAGAGGAAGCCAGCAAUACAGAGCUCUGACCGUACCUGAACUCACUCAACAAAUGUUCGAUGCCAAGAACAUGAUGGCGGCGUGCGAUCCCAGACACGGACGCUACCUCACGGUCGCGGCAGUUUUCAGAGGACGAAUGUCAAUGAAGGAAGUGGACGAGCAAAUGCUCAACAUACAGAACAAGAACAGCAGCUACUUCGUCGAAUGGAUCCCGAACAACGUCAAGACCGCCGUUUGCGACAUCCCGCCCAGAGGAUUAAAGAUGUCUGCCACGUUUAUCGGCAACUCUACCGCCAUCCAAGAAUUGUUUAAACGUAUCUCCGAACAGUUUACCGCCAUGUUCAGGCGCAAGGCUUUCUUGCAUUGGUACACCGGCGAGGGUAUGGACGAGAUGGAAUUCACGGAAGCCGAAUCCAACAUGAACGAUUUGGUGUCGGAAUACCAGCAGUACCAGGAAGCAACGGCGGACGAAGACGCCGACUUCGACGAAGACCAAGAGGCGGAAGUCGACGAGAAUUAAGUUCCGACCCGGCCCAUAUCCCCCCCCCCCAGAUUUUUUUUUUGGAAAUUUUUGUACCGCGUUCGCAUGUUUGUUUUUUUUUUUUGUACUUUUCUCUUCGACAUUCCUUCACUUAUUUCGAAUACAUAAUUUAUUACGAAGACUGACUUGGUUGCCUUUCGAUGUUUCGCGUUCUUACGUCGUCGUCC
Messenger RNA from Cylas formicarius (sweet potato weevil), 1634 nucleotides. RefSeq names its product tubulin beta-1 chain. Gene Ontology annotation, biological process: mitotic cell cycle; microtubule cytoskeleton organization. Lineage: Eukaryota; Metazoa; Arthropoda; Insecta; Coleoptera; Brentidae. The coding region runs from base 103 to 1446 and encodes 447 amino acids. The transcript is spliced from 3 exons. Gene Ontology annotation, cellular component: microtubule; cytoplasm. The record is from RefSeq and is a predicted model, not a curated record. Gene Ontology annotation, molecular function: GTPase activity; GTP binding; structural constituent of cytoskeleton.